AUGGCCGCCAAAAUCACCUCUGCAGUAGCACUGCUCGUGGCAGCCUCCCUCUUCCUGGGCGCCCAUGCAUAUCACUCAGUCAGUCUGAACUACUUCGCUCCCUCUGUUAGACCAGUGUUUUCCUUGCGUGCUGGUCAGCGAGGAAGGGUUGGGCCUCGAAUGGUGGCCUCGCCGAAGCCCGACCUGUCUGCGUGGUUCGCGCCUGGACAAAAGUAUGGGCCUCAGAAUCCUGGCCAGCCGGCUCCAACUCAGUUGCCUUAUGACAACAACAAGCUGGACAAAAACAAAGUGGAAGCGAUCAAAGUCAGUGGCGACCAUUUGAAGAGUCCGCUUCAGCAGGAAAUGGCGGAUUUGGAAUCCAUCGAUAUCUCUGAUGAGGCUGUUGUGAUUCUGAAGCAUCACGGAAGCUACCAACAACAGAAUCGUGACCUCCAGAAGAGUGACAAGAAGGGAUAUGCUGAUUCCUACCAGUUCAUGUUGAGGCUCAAGAAUCCGUGCGGAAAAGUUGACGCCAAAACGUAUCAGUGCAUCGAUGAUCUCUCUGAAAAAUAUGGACAGAAGGAUCUUCGUGCAACCACCCGCAUGGCCUUUCAGAUCCAUGGCAUCAGGAAGAAGGACCUUAAGACUGUCAUUGCUUCGAUUGCCAAUGCAGGAGGAUCUACACUCGGAGGCUGUGGUGAUAUCAACAGAAACGUCAUGACUCCUCCAGCACCGGUUUCAGAUCCUGCGUAUCAGAAUGCAUUCCAGACUGCCAACUACAUCGCAGAACUGUUUAAGCCUUCCAGCCCUUCUUUUGCUGAGCUUUGGCUCGAUGGUGAAAAAGCGGCGGAAGUUGAGUAUUGGAAGAAGGAUCUCGUUCAGGGAAGCACUGGAACCAACCACAUCCCUCCUGGAACUGGAAUCAUCACAGGAGAUGAAUUGGAACCUCUGUAUGGCAGGACAUAUUUGCCGAGGAAGUUCAAAGUUGCUGUGACGGUGCCGGGGGAUAAUUCCAUCGAUGCUUACACUCACGACGUCUGUCUCGUUGUUAUCAUGGAUGAGUCCGGCAAGAAUUUGAAGGGCUACAACAUUAUGGUUGGUGGUGGAAUGGGUCGUACACAUAACAAGGAGACCACCUUCGCCAGAACAGCAGACCAUCUUGGUUACAUUGCUAAGGAAGAUCUCACUGAGUGCAUGAAGUCGAUCUUGGCGGCGCAGAGAGACCAUGGAAACAGAGAGAUUCGUGCAAACGCAAGGCUCAAAUACCUUGUUCAUACCCUCGGUGUUGACAACUUCCGCAAGUUGGUUGAGUCAUACUUUGGCAAGAAGAUUCAACCAUGGGUCCCGCUUCCAGAAUGGCAGAUGGUCGAUUGGCUUGGAUGGCAUCCUCAGGGCGAUGGCAAGUGGUUCUUGGGCGUGAAUGUUGAACAGGGCCGUAUCAAGAAUGAGGGAAGCUUCAAGCUCAAGACUGCUCUUCGCAAGAUUGUUGACACCUACGGGUGUGACAUCCGAUUGACCCCUCAUCAGAACAUCGAGAUUUGUGGAAUUGAGGAGAAGGAAAAAGCCAAGAUUGAUGCUAUUCUCAAGGAGCAUGGAGUCAAAUCCAUUCAGGAGAUUGACGACAUGACUCGUAAGGGCAUUGCGUGCCCUGCAUUUCCCCUUUGCGGACUUGCUCAAUCGGAAGCCGAGAGAGUGAUGCCUCAGUACAUCAAUAGGAUCAACAACCUCAUGGAGAAGAUGGGACUGCCUGGAGAGUCCUUUGUCAUGCGCAUGACUGGAUGUCCCAACGGUUGCGCUCGCCCUUACAUGGCAGAAAUGGCUUUCGUUGGAAUGGGAGGAGAUUCCUACCAGAUUUGGUUGGGCGGAUCGCCAAACCAGGAUGGCCGCACUGCAUGGAGAUGGAAGGACAGAGUCAAGAAUGAAGAUGUUGAGGGCACCAUCGAACCACUUCUGUACAUGUGGAAGAGUCAGCGCAACGGACAGGCCGAAAGGUUCGGUGACUUCAUCCAUCGCUUGGGACAAGAGGCUGUCGACAAGUAUGUUGAGUCUUACGAGUCGGGCACUGCUUUUAAGAACGUGGUGGUGGAAAAGCCCCCAUUGAAGAAGGUAUUUGGCAAUUCCUUCAGACUUCUUCGUUUAUUCAUGUUGUUUCAGGCUUAA
Molecule: messenger RNA, 2139 nt
Organism: Guillardia theta CCMP2712
Lineage: Eukaryota; Cryptophyceae; Pyrenomonadales; Geminigeraceae
Product: sulfite reductase
Exons: 12
Coding region: 1-2139 (712 amino acids)
Molecular function (GO): sulfite reductase (ferredoxin) activity; heme binding; 4 iron, 4 sulfur cluster binding
Source: RefSeq, a predicted model, not a curated record